AUGUCGCUCAACUUUGUCACUUUCAAUCAGGACCACAGCUGUCUUGCUGUCGGCCACUCAGGCGGUUUUCGCAUCUACCACACCGAUCCGUUUUCGAGGAUCUUCAAGGGAAAUGACGGCAAUGUCUCCAUCAUUGAGAUGCUCUUCUCGACCUCGCUGGUCGCUCUUGUUCUCUCGCCGCGGCAUCUGAUAAUAAAAAACACAAAGCGAGGGUCCAUAAUAUGCGAGCUCACGUUCCCGUCCGCCGUGCUUGCUGUGCGUCUGAACAGGAAACGGCUGGCUGUGGUGCUGGAGGAAGAGAUCUACCUAUACGACAUUUCAAACAUGGGCCUGAUCUACACCAUUGCGACGUCGCCAAACAAGAGCGCUAUCUGCGCCUUGUCGCCCUCGUCGGAGCGCUGUUACAUCGCUUACCCCGUGCCCAAACCCCGCGAAGACCAAGGCGACAAGCGGCCGCCACAUGCGCCCCCUCUUUCCACGUACGUGCCGACGACAUCCGGCGAGGUUCUCAUCUUCGACGCGGUCACUCUAAAGGCCGUCAACGUGAUCGAAGCGCACCGGUCGCCCCUCUGCUGCGUCGCCAUGAACAGCGAGGGCACGCUGCUCGCCACGGCGUCCGAGACGGGCACCAUCAUCCGCGUCUUCUCCAUCCCUAACGGCCAGAAGCUUCACCAGUUCCGCCGCGGCACCUACCCCUCGACCAUAUACAGCAUGUCCUUCAACCUCAGCUCCACCCUGCUGUGCGUCUCAUCCGCCUCAGACACAGUCCACAUCUUCCGCCUCGUCAACCCGCAGGCUGCCGGCGCCGUUUCUGCCGAGCUAGAUACAGACACGCCAGGGUCCCCUCGCACAAACCGCUGGUCCCGCUCUAGGAGCAUCGACAGCAACGACUACUCACCAGGGAGCAACGCGGACUCCCCACGGAGCAGCGAAACAAACGAUUACACCACCACCACCAUGCCGCCUACAAACGUCGGACGGAGGCAAAGCGGGACGUUUGGGAGCAUGCUGCGGCGGUCAUCACAGAUUGUGGGCCGCAGCGUGGCCGGCGCCGUCGGGUCCUACCUGCCGCAGUCGGUCACCGAGAUGUGGGAGCCGCAACGCGAUUUCGCGAGCAUCAAGAUCCCCAAGGAGAACCACAACAGUUCUGCGACGUCGGCGUCGGCCCGCGCUGAUGGCUCUUCUUCAGGCCCACUCCGUAGCGUGGUGGCCAUGAGCAGCAGCUCGCCGCAGGUCAUGGUGGUGACGAGCGACGGCGGGUUUUACGUGUACAACAUUGACUUGCAACGGGGCGGCGAGGGUGUGCUGGCGAGGAAAUACACGGUUCUGGAGGGCGACGAUAAGCUGGAUGUCUCCGGCUAUGGACUUGGAGGGCCAUAG
Canariomyces notabilis is the source of this 1380-nucleotide messenger RNA. RefSeq names its product putative autophagy protein. The transcript has 3 exons. Gene Ontology annotation, biological process: protein lipidation; protein localization to phagophore assembly site; autophagy of mitochondrion. Gene Ontology annotation, cellular component: cytosol; extrinsic component of membrane; fungal-type vacuole membrane. Gene Ontology annotation, molecular function: phosphatidylinositol-3,5-bisphosphate binding; phosphatidylinositol-3-phosphate binding; protein binding. The record is from RefSeq and is a predicted model, not a curated record. NCBI's taxonomy places the organism in Eukaryota, Fungi, Ascomycota, Sordariomycetes, Sordariales, Chaetomiaceae. Bases 1 to 1380 code for a protein of 459 amino acids.